Messenger RNA from Brienomyrus brachyistius, 3010 nucleotides. RefSeq names its product palmitoyltransferase ZDHHC20-B-like. Gene Ontology annotation, biological process: protein targeting to membrane; synaptic vesicle maturation; peptidyl-L-cysteine S-palmitoylation. Lineage: Eukaryota; Metazoa; Chordata; Actinopteri; Osteoglossiformes; Mormyridae. The transcript is spliced from 15 exons. Gene Ontology annotation, molecular function: protein-cysteine S-palmitoyltransferase activity. Bases 383 to 1306 code for a protein of 307 amino acids. Gene Ontology annotation, cellular component: endoplasmic reticulum; Golgi apparatus. The record is from RefSeq and is a predicted model, not a curated record.
ACUCCUCUAACAGAUUAAACAUGGCGCCGUCUCACAUUUUACGGUGCUGUCAGCGGAGUUUGUCCUGGAUCCCUGUCGUGUUCAUCGUCCUGGUUGUGUGCUGGUCCUAUUACGCCUACGUCGUCGAGUUGUGUGUCUUUCGUUCUGCUGAAAUGGCCAGGAAAUUUGCAGCAGCGUGUCUCGCAGCAGCUGUCAGAAGUGUUAAUAAAAUGCAAUGAAUAAUGCAAGGAGUGCAGCGGACAGUGCAGUGAAUAAAGCGAGGAGUGCAGUGGACGAAGCAAUGAGUAACGCAAGGAGCAGACAGUGAGGCAAAGAAGGGGACACAAUCCCAAAGACUGAAGAGCAAGUCGUCUAUCUGACGGGGUUCCACCUCUUCUUCCUCAUGUUUGUGUGGUCGUACUGGAUGACCGUCUUCACCAAACCAGCUAACCCAUCCAAAGAGUUCAGUCUCUCCAAAGUGGAUAAGGAGCAGUAUGAGACAGCAGAGCGUCCUGAGACUCAGCAGGAAAUCCUGAGGAGAGCAGCCAGAGAACUUCCCAUCUAUACCCGCACUGGCACCGGAGCCAUCCGGUACUGUGACCGCUGUCAGGUGAUCAAACCCGAUCGCUGCCACCACUGCUCCGCCUGUGACGUGUGUAUUUUGAAAAUGGAUCAUCACUGCCCCUGGGUCAAUAAUUGUGUCGGCUUUUCCAACUACAAGUUUUUUGUGCUCUUCCUGGCCUACGCCAUGCUCUACUGUCUCUUUAUCGCCAGCACCGUGCUACGCUACUUCAUCAAAUUCUGGACGCUUUGCCGGAGGAGAUCAGCUGAAAGUUGUCCCCAGAGCGAGCUGCCUGACACUCAGGCUAAAUUCCACGUGCUGUUCCUGUUCUUCGUGUCGGCCAUGUUCUUCAUCAGCAUCCUGUCCCUCUUCUGCUACCACAUGUGGCUGGUGGGGAAGAACCGGUCCACUAUAGAAGCAUUCAGGGCCCCGGUGUUCCGAAACGGCCCUGAUAAGAAUGGCUUCUCCCUGGGCCUCAGUAAGAACAUUGCCCAGGUGUUUGGAGACCAGAAGAGGUCCUGGUUGCUGCCUUUCUACUCCAGUCUGGGUGAUGGCCAUAUCUUCCCAACACGGCUGGUCAGUUCUGACCCAGAGCAGCUACCCGCUGACCUGCAUGCUUGUUCUGACAGUGAUGGACAGACCUACCCCAGACCUCUUAGCGAAUCCCAAAACCACCUCCUAUCCAAUGACGUGCAUUUUGUGGAUGACGUCCCCAGCACUGAUGCCGGACAGACAGUGAGAGUCACCAUGGAGAGCGAAUCAUAGCCAGAUCUACAGGCACUGCAGAGGAGCACAGUCUGCCUCCUGUGCAUAGAAAUCGAACCUCCGACACGCUGGUACAGCAGUCAAGUCUGAUGCCUUAAGUCCCACAGGGCCCUGCCUCCGUCGCCAUGGUUACCGCAUCCUCAUCACCGCGAACAGAUUCCUGCAGGCACGUGAACUUCAGCGCCGCCCAGGCUAUUGGCGUGUUCAACGCGCGUGCCGUCCUAAGCUGAUGUGUCGCACCUCUCCUCCCUGGCUCACACUCGUUCCACAAGGACCCCCUAAUGCCCCCACCCCCCCCCCCCCACCAGCACAGAGGGAUGGGGCUGUGUGUUUAAACGAAACUCCUCCUUGGUCUCAGCCAAAAUGUUCUCAGAAUUUUUACUCUUCAUUUUUGCAUCAAAAUUCUCAGCAGGAAUAAUGUCCGCUUGCACUACAGAGUCUGUGGGCAUCGUCGUCACGCAGGGCAGUGCAGAGUGCGGAGGGUUGCAGAUGCAUUUCAGAUGGUGCUCAGGUGUAUCUGGCCGUGUUUGGGUGGGACUUCCUAAGGGCUCUUGUGUCUGUUUUUGUGUGUGUGUGUGUGUGUGUGUGAGAUCUUACACCCCCUGGUGUCUAGGUGAGAGGGGAAAGUGUUACACCAAGCCCACCCCUUCACUCUGCAGUGUAAACAUUCCUGAGGUGACACCCACACUCAUGGGAACUCGAGCGAGGAGCCCCUGUUGUGCCUUCAGCACAGAGUGCGUUACGCCCUGCAGCGUACGAAAAGCCGGCUCUUCAUUAGUUUGCAUGAUUAAAUGUUAAUUUCCUGUGGAAUUCACCCUGACCAUAGAACCACAGGAAGAAGCUUGUUUACAUCCAUCCGGGUCAUCCAUUCGGCACACUCCCUCGUACCCAGUCCUGUCAACCCCCGCCUGGGCAUGGGGGUGAGAUCUCUGGCACAAUAGGAGUCUCAAUACUGCACCCCCCCCCAGGCUGAGACAGCUCUUUAGUGAGCUCGAUAUGUUGCUCUGUGGGUUAGGCUGCUGUGCCUGUAUUCAGAAGGUUGUCGGUUCAAAUCCCGCCUUUAGCAGUUUAUGGUACAUAACCUGCAGUGUACUUUCACAAAAAUAUGUGUCUGCUAAAUGCACAUAAUGCCAUCAGGAUGUAGUCGCGUGCGAUCAGGAUCAGUACUGCAGCAACACAAACCGCUUUAACAGUUGAGUGUGUGUGUGUGUGUGUGUGUGUGUGUGUGUGUGUGUGUGUGCGCAAAUUCAGAUUGUGUGGCAGGUAUUAUGGUAAUGCAGUGGACUGAUCUCCAGGGGGCGCUCCUUGUGCACAAGGGGUUUGGUGCUUAUUACAGUAAAAGUGCUCUACACUCCUCUCAUGUGACCACCAUGUCAGAGCUAUGGGUUUCCCUCCAAAGAAAUUACAGUCAUAAAAAGUCAAGGAAAAUCUCAUACCACUUCACAUAAAUCAUUUUUUAUAAUUAAUGUAACCUUUUUAAAAAGAAUUUUAAAGCCCGGUUCUGCAUGUUCUCUACUAAGUAUUGACUCUAAUCCAGGUUUUUGUUUUCAUUUGUAAGAGCCCGUUAAAAAGGGUAUUUGUUUGCACAAACCUUUCUUCAAUUCCUAUCAGUGUUAAAAUUUUGUGUAAUUGAUUGUCCAUGUUUUUGUAGGUGAAAUUCACCAGUAACUGAAUGUGGAGACAAAUAAAUGCUGGUGUUCAGUC